CUUUUGAUAUCUUGACAUUGGGAAUAAAAGCAGCUAGUUUACGCCGGCUGUCUUGGCAAUCAGAAAAAAGUGGGUAGGGAGGGAGAAAUGGUCAAACUGUGGAGUUAAAUUUCUGCUGUGCGUUUCUAAAGAAUCGCAGUUUGAAACGCUUGCGUAAAAGCGUCAACGUGGCCCUCGCUAUAUUUAUUUUCAGCCGUUCAUUACUGCAUGUCAGAAGCGCAAAGCAAUGCCGAUAAAGUGGAUACAGUGGCUCAGGAGCACGCCAUUAUAUCUGCUACAAAAGCUGUUUCACGACCGCAGCAUGUCAUAACCAUUUCCAAUCCGCCUUGGUCAGCCAUGGAUGACCUUAUGGGAGAAGAGGAAGAAGUCUUUGAAGAAGCUCUGAUUCCGCCAGAAAACUUCAACAUGGUGUCCGACUAUAUCUAUAGGAGCUCUUUUCCAAAGAAGAAACAUUUUUCAUUCCUCAAGAAACUCGGACUCAAGAGUGUUCUGACUUUGAUUCUGGAAGACUACCCUGAACAAAACAUGAAGUUCUUGGAAGAGAACAAAAUCAAAUUCCUCCAGUUUGGCAUAGCUGGUAACAAGGAACCUUUCGUGCAAAUUCCAGAAAACAAGAUCAGUGCUGCACUAGCUGCGAUACUAGAUCGCCGGAAUCACCCAAUGCUGAUCCACUGCAACAAGGGAAAGCAUCGUACAGGCUGCUUAAUUGGCUGUAUGCGAAAACUGCAGCAUUGGUCUUAUACGUCCAUUUUUGAUGAAUAUCGAAGGUUCUCGCAUCCAAAAUCCAGAUCCAUGGACCAACAGUUUAUAGAGCUUUUUGAUACACGACAGGUGUGGGAGCUUGUUGACAAGGAGCAUAUGCCCAAAUGGCCUACACUAGGAGAUCCUCCAAUCUGAUUUACUAAUAUGAUAUAUUUAGAAUAUUGCCGCUUAGUUUGUACAUAAGGUUUUAUAAAGACGAGAGAUAAUAGAAUAAAGAGCGCAAGACAGCGCUUUUUCUACCGAAAAC
Messenger RNA from Umbelopsis ramanniana AG, 1009 nucleotides. RefSeq lists its product as uncharacterized. Gene Ontology annotation, biological process: protein dephosphorylation. The record is from RefSeq and is a predicted model, not a curated record. The coding region runs from base 208 to 897 and encodes 229 amino acids. Gene Ontology annotation, molecular function: phosphatase activity; inositol diphosphate tetrakisphosphate diphosphatase activity. Gene Ontology annotation, cellular component: cytoplasm. The transcript is spliced from 7 exons. NCBI's taxonomy places the organism in Eukaryota, Fungi, Mucoromycota, Umbelopsidomycetes, Umbelopsidales, Umbelopsidaceae.